Messenger RNA from Rhizophagus irregularis DAOM 181602=DAOM 197198, 1291 nucleotides. NCBI's taxonomy places the organism in Eukaryota, Fungi, Glomeromycota, Glomeromycetes, Glomerales, Glomeraceae. The record is from RefSeq and is a predicted model, not a curated record.
AGACAAGAAACAAAACCGAACUCAACAAAAAUAAUAUUUUUGGUAGAAUUGGUCAAAAUCUAUCGAUUAUAUUACUUUCAAUAGAAUUAGGAUGUUUUUCAGGAGGAAUAUCACAGGAAACAGCAUUUUCACAAUAUCGAAAGUCCAAUUCAAUAAUCAAUUUUGCACCACUAAUUCAAUCUUUAAAAUCCAUCUUCACAGAUAGUACAACAUUAUUAUUCGGUAUACCAGCCAUGGCUUAUUUCAUCAAUAACAAUCUUGUCUUUUUGAUUUUAAAUUUAAUGAAUCCACCAACUUUUACCGUUCUUAGUAAUCUGAAAAUCCUUACUACAGGAUUAUUUUCUUAUAUAUUUUUAAAUAGAAUUUUAAGUACAACGCAAUGGAUAUCAUUAGUGUUAUUAUUUAUUGGUACAACAAUAGCACAAAUUCAAUUUUCUUCUGAAGGAUCAUUUGAAUUCACUUCGCCAUUUGGAUUCCUUUUAAUAUUAAUAUUCUCAUCAAUAUCAGCUGGAGCUUCAGUAUAUACUGAAUAUGUAAUGAAAGAUAAAUUUGGCAACGAAUCAAUCAAUUUACAAAAUAUCAAAUUAUAUUUAUUUGGUGUACUGUUAAAUGGACUUGUUUAUUUCACUUUAUCAUAUCGAUCAGACGAUGGUUUCUUUCUUACUUUGUAUCCGAUUCACUAUGCUAUAAUCAUAUCUGUUUGUUCUCUUGGUUUGAUUACGAGUGCUAUAAUUAAAUAUAGCGGAAGUAUAACUAAAGUUUAUGCGAGUAGUUUAGCAAUGUUUUUUAGUGGAUUUGUAUGUUAUUAUAUAUUAGAAUUUUCUCCCAAUAUUAACUUUUUCUUGGGUGCUUUGAUUUGCUGUUUAUCUGUUCAUAUGUAUAGUACUGGUGGAUUAGAUCAAUAUAAUGUUAUUAGAUCUAAAGAGCAGGAAAGUAGUUUAAUAAAUGAGGAUUUAGAAGAAAAUAUUGGACUCGAGAAAAAAAUAUUUUAUUAACUAAAGAAAAGGUGAUUUUUUUUUCGAGACGAUAACAGAACUUUUAUUUUUAUUAAUUCUUAUCAGUUUGUAUGGAAAAAAAUUACGGUUGGCACCAAUUAUAAAAUUGGUUAUUUCUCUUUAAUUAUUUAAUUAGAUCUAUUUUUAGAUAACAAAAAAUUUUUUUUUAUUUCUAAUUUAGAAUGCGAUAGAACUAUAUAUAUUAUCGGUAUAAAAAAACAGUAAAUAAGACAGUAUAUAAAAUGCCCACUUUAACAUGCAUAAUCUUAACUUCUAUAAAUAAAUAAAUGAAUAAG